Molecule: messenger RNA, 1440 nt
Organism: Colletotrichum karsti
Lineage: Eukaryota; Fungi; Ascomycota; Sordariomycetes; Glomerellales; Glomerellaceae
Exons: 2
Coding region: 1-1440 (479 amino acids)
Biological process (GO): transcription-coupled nucleotide-excision repair; proteasome-mediated ubiquitin-dependent protein catabolic process; protein polyubiquitination
Cellular component (GO): Cul4A-RING E3 ubiquitin ligase complex; nucleotide-excision repair complex
Molecular function (GO): protein binding
Source: RefSeq, a predicted model, not a curated record
AUGCAGGCCAAUCUGUUUGCGCGCUCAACGGGGGAGCUGGGCCCUGAGGCAUUCGAGCGAACCAUCACCUCCCGCCUCGUCCGAUCCUUUGCUGCAGCUCCCCAGCACAGAUUCAAUGGCGAGGGUGCUGAAAUCGAAGAUUAUGGAAGACAUGUUGAUCUAUGGGCGCAUAGAAUUGGUGUAAACGCCUUGGCCUUGGACAAAUUUGAUGGCCGAUUAUUGCUCUCGGGAGGUGCUGAUGGCUCUGUGAAGCUUUGGGACCUCGAUCACGCCAGCAAUGCCAAUUCAUCCCACGUCUUCCAGCCCAUCGCUGAUGUUGCGCGUUCAAUUGGGGCCAAGAGCAACAUUCAUUCUCACGGCAUCACUCAUCUGGACUUCUAUCCUUUUGACUCAAAUGCCUUCCUUUCAAGCUCCUUUGACCGCUCGCUCAAGCUGUGGUCUACUGAAAACAUGACUGUUUCUGGAAGCUUCGAUCUCGAAGACCGCAUAUACACCCACGCCAUAAGCCCAGUGGCCAACCAUCUCCUGGUUGCCUGCGCUACUCAGCAUCCGUCCGUCCGCCUCGUUGACCUCAAGUCGGGCUCUUCAGUCCAGUCUCUGGUAGCCGACGGCGGUGCUGUCCUCUCUGUUGCCUGGAGCCCUCGCCACGAACACGUCGUUGCCACGGGACACUACGAUGGGAGAGUCAGGAUAUGGGACAUCCGGCGCGCUUCCGGCCUCAUUGGCCAGCUCGACCAGGAGGACAGUCUGGGCGUCGUCCACCGUUUCAAACACGCCACGGCAUCCGGCAUGGACUGGAAGAAUAUGCGUCACUUUCGCAGCUCGGCCAGGGCUCACAACGAGGGCGUCAACGGACUGACUUGGACCGACGACGGCAAAUACAUCAUCUCCGCUGGUCUUGAUCGCCGGAUACGCGUCUGGGACGCUGCCACUGGCGCGAACACGCUGGCUAGCUUCGGCUCACUGAUACAGAAUCAACAGCCCAAGACGGUCAACAUGUUCGUCACCCCUGCAAGGCUCACACCUGCCAGACGAGAUCUCCUGUUCUGGCCCAACGAGCAUGAGAUAUUGGUCAUGGAUCUGCAUGAAGGCACUCUGGUAUCUCGUCUGCGCGUGCCAGGGCCGAAAGUACUGCCCGAAAGUCAAGGCGUUCGAGGACUGAACGUCAAAAAUCGCACGAUGAGUAUGGUAUGGCGCGGUCACGGAGGCUAUAGACUCCAGAAAGGACCGAUCAUGGGUGGAGGAAGUGCGUGUGGUGCUGUCUACACAGCUCACUUGGAUGGCCAGAUUCGGGCUUGGAUGCCACGCUUGCCGGGACCAGAUGUCGACGAUGAUACCCCAGAUCCUCUAGACAGGGACGAACAGGAGCAGAACCGGAAAAGGAAGGCCCUGGACGAUGCGUACAAGAGCCUGAUGGGCAAGCAAAUCACGUUUAGAUGA